CCAUCAGAAAAAAAAAAAGGGUCAAUAAAAAACACACGACGGGAUGAAAACGGGGCAAAUCGAAGAAACCCUCUCUCUUUCUCGCCAUCGGUGAAACGUCUCGGAUCGAUCGCGUGGGAGAGGACGGAACCCUAACUCUAGGUGUUUGAUUCCGGCCUAUUCACCUCUUUUUUCAAUUUUUUUUUUCUGAUGAAGGAUUCGGUGAAAUCGCUCCUGCCUGAUUGAUCGUGGAUUUGGGUCGAGUCCACGCUAAUGGACGUGGACUGCCGAGUACCCAGAUACUCAGGAGGCAUAAUUCUAAUGACAUGACUACCAAGAAAAAACCAGAUCUUGCAAGGCAAUUGGAGGGACAUUUAUUCAAGGAUGCUGCUUCAAAGGGAGACUCUAUGAGUAUGGUGAUGGGGACGAGUGAGCAGCAUUUGCAGGCUAUGUUAGAGAAUAUUCCUAACAGUAAUCAGCCAUUGACGCAUCAUAUAUCAUCUUCCUCAGCCAUUAGUACUAUGAUACCAACACCUGGUUUGUCCCAUGGUGGAAGCACAAACUCGGUAGUUUCUGUUUCUGCUGAUGGUUCUAUGAUUCCUACAGUUAGUGCUGGUAUUGUGGCACGAACCACAGUCAACAUGGGAACGUUGGUACCUCUUGCAAAUGGAUCAGCUGGUUUAAAACACAAUCCUUCGCUGAAUGCUGUCAAUGGGCCCAGUCUCAAUGUGUACCAGCCUGCCAAUUCUGCUGUUGGGUCUGGUGGUGGAAAUAGUAUACUAUCAUCGAUUGGCAUAGCAGAACAAUCAAGUCAGCUGAUUCCAACUCCUGGUUUUAAUAAUUCAGUACCACUUGUUAGUUCUGAUUAUUCAAAUGGAGGUGCAUUUUCUAGAACCCGAUCUACUGCUCUCUCAAACCCACAAAGACCAAAACAGUAUAUUGUAAGUCAAAAUAGCCAUGCACUGCAUAGUCCUGGAGGCCAAAUAGGAGCUGGAAUGGGUUUCAACAUUCAGCACAAGCCUUCUCUUCAUAGAUUUCCAAAUGUGGUCAUGGUUGGUGGGUUAGGGUCUGAGAGUAACAUGCAACUGGUGAAUGGUGCUGCAGCAUCUGAGAGGUACCGAAGUACUGCUUCUUAUGGUAGCUCUACACAGCAGCAUUUUGAUGAGCAAUUUCAGCGACCCAUGAUAUCAACAUCAUCAUCUCAACAGAUGCUACCUAUGACUGGUGAUGGAUAUACAUCAGUUUCAGAAAACAUGCUUGCAACUGCUUCAUCUGCCGGCUCUACCAUGAAUGACCAAAAUAUGAACCCCACAGUCUUGUCGUCUAAAUUAAAAACAAACAGAGCACUGCUUGCUCAACAUGCAAAUUUGCAGUCAAUGCAACAGACUGCACAAAUAAAGCCUCAACUUUUUUAUCGUUCACAGAAGAUGAAUUCCCAGUCUCCUCUAUCAAGUUCUGAAAAUAAAAUGCAAUCACAACAUCAAAUACAAAGCUUUAAUCACCUUCAGCUCCAACAACAGUCUAACCAACAUUAUGCAAGGAUUGCUCAAAACCAGCAGCAACAACAGAGGCAGCAGCACCAGCAACUUAUUUCAAAGACUGAUGGGUCAAAGCAGUCUUCAGUGACUCCUAAUCUUGAACAACAGCUUAUGGCAGAGCAAGGUCUUGAUUACCAUAAUGAAUCUCUGCUCCAGCAAGGUGCUGAACAGUUCAAUUUUUCAGACCUAGGAAGUCAGUACAGUCAGAACAAUUCUAAUGGUGAUUACUCUAGAGGUGCUGAACUGAUUGCUCCUUUAGCUCAGGAUUUCCAUCCCUCCUUUUCACAGGCUUCAGAACUGCUGCUGCCUCCACAUCAGCAGGCUAUUGGAUCUGAAAAUGAGUUUAGUUACCUCUUUAGUGGACCACAAGUUGAUGCUUUCCAGCAUGGUAAUUGGCAACCUCAACCAAUACAGAAACUUCAAAUGCCAGAUAAAUCAUCCUUUGGACAGCUUAUGUUGGAGGAAUUUCACCAGAGAAUAACAGAACAGGAGGAAGCUCAACAAUCUUGUUUCUCUCCGGAGGGUUGUACAAAUGGUCAUGCUGCUGUUACCAAAAGUGUGGCAUCGUCAAAAUCUUCAAGUGGGCCCUAUCGUGGUCCUGGAAACAAUACAAAUGAACAAAAUUAUUACAACCAGCGGAGGUGGAUUUUGCUUUUGCUGCAUGCUCGUCAAUGUUCGGCUCCAAAGGGAGCAUGCCAAGAAGUCAACUGUAUAAUAGUUCAGAAGCUAUGGAUUCAUAUGAGAACAUGUAAUAGUGAAAAAUGCAAUUACUCUCGCUGUUGUAAAUCUAGAAAACUUUAUCAGCAUUACCGUGUUUGCCGUGCAGCAGAUUGUCCUGUCUGUAUUCCUGUACGGGAUUUUAUAGCAGCCAAAUGUAAGACCCAAAGUUGUCCUCCAUCUGAUACUGAUUUUGCAAAUCAGGUGAAUGACUCAUGGAGAACUUCUAAUGAAGCAGGUGGAGAUACGGUGGUGUGUAAAAUGCAUAGAUUGCCCAUUGAAACUUCUGAUGAUUCACUGUCUUUGUCAAAACGUGUGAAGGUGUAUCACAAUUCCCCCUCAGUUGUACCCAAGAGGGAAAAUUCUCCAGUACCUGCCCCUCUUAUGAAUCAUUCUCAUGCUUUCAGGGAGGAUCAUUUUCAAGAGUGCCAACAAACUGAGAUAACCAUAACUGCUAAGUCUGAGGUCAAUGAAGUGAAGCCCAACUUAUUCAUAAGUUCUGGACGACAAAAUUCUCCUAUUUGUAGCAACACAAUCAGUGAUGAUUCAGUGAAUGUGCAUGUUGCAAGACCUGAUGCUGAAGGUCUUCUCCAAAAUGGAGUUGAUGGUUGUGCCAACCAAGAAUCAACUCUGGCUGAGAAAGAGAUCAACCAGGAUAAGAUGGAAGCUGAAAAGGAAGCAAAUGCCCCACCAACUGACUCUGGAGGUGGAAGUAAAUCAGGGAAACCAAAGAUAAAAGGUGUAUCUCUGACAGAAUUGUUCACCCCAGAGCAGAUUAGAGACCACAUAACCAGUCUGAGGAAAUGGGUUGGCCAGGGUAGAGCCAAGGCUGAAAAGAAUCAAGCAAUGGAACAUUCAAUGAGUGAAAACUCAUGUCAGUUAUGUGCAGUGGAAAAGCUCUCUUUUGGGCCCCCUCCAAUAUAUUGCACGCCGUGUGGUGCUCGCAUUAAGAGGAAUGCAAUGUAUUAUACCAUGGGAAGUGGUGAUACUCGGCACUGCUUCUGUGUCCCAUGUUAUAAUGACGCUCGUGGGGACACUGUUGAGAUAGAGGGCACUGCAUACCCAAAGGCCAGGCUUGAAAAGAAGAGAAAUGAUGAGGAAACUGAAGAAUGGUGGGUUCAAUGUGAUAAAUGUGAGGCCUGGCAACAUCAAAUAUGUGCUCUUUUUAAUGGACGAAGAAAUGAUGGUGGACAAGCAGAAUAUACUUGCCCUAAUUGUUAUAUAGAGGAGAUAGAGAAAGGAGAACGCAAGCCUUUGCCACAAAGUGCUGUUCUUGGUGCAAUAGAUUUGCCAAGAACUAUUCUUAGUGAUCACAUGGAGCAGCGACUUUUUAGACGACUCAAGCAGGAGAGGCAAGACAGAGCAAGGCAUCUGGGAAAAACUUUUGAUGAGGUACCUGGGGCAGAAGGACUCGUGAUUAGAGUUGUUUCAUCGGUUGACAAAAAAUUGGAAGUAAAGCAGCAUUUUUUAGAGAUUUUUCAGGAAGAAAAUUAUCCGACAGAAUUCCCAUACAAAUCUAAGGUCAUAUUGUUGUUUCAGAAGAUUGAAGGUGUAGAGGUAUGCCUGUUUGGCAUGUAUGUCCAAGAAUUUGGUUCGGAAUGCCAGUUUCCUAACCAACGUCGUGUCUAUCUCUCAUAUCUGGAUUCUGUCAAAUACUUCAGGCCUGAAAUAAAAACGGUGACUGGGGAAGCUCUACGUACCUUUGUAUAUCAUGAAAUCCUGAUUGGAUAUCUCGAGUACUGCAAGAAACGCGGUUUCAGUAGUUGCUAUAUAUGGGCUUGUCCUCCUUUGAAGGGUGAAGACUAUAUCUUAUAUUGCCACCCUGAGAUUCAGAAGACACCAAAAUCUGACAAACUCCGUGAGUGGUAUUUAUUGAUGCUUCGGAAAGCUGCCAAGGAAAGCAUAGUUGUUGAUGUCACUAAUUUAUAUGAUCAUUUCUUUGUAACUGCUGGUGAGUGCAAGACUAAGGUAACUGCUGCUCGUUUGCCAUAUUUCGAUGGCGACUAUUGGCCUGGUGCUGCAGAGGAUAUGAUCAGUCAACUUCGCCAAGAAGAGGAUGGAAAAAAGCAGCAGAAGAAGGGAAAGACUAAAUUGACUAUAACAAAAAGGGCACUAAAAGCUGCUGGUCAAGCUGAUCUUUCUACCAAUGCAUCUAAAGACGCUCUUUUGAUGCAAAAACUUGGUGAAACCAUCUUUCCUAUGAAGGAAGACUUUAUUAUGGUCCAUUUGCAGCAUGCAUGCACGCAUUGCUGUCUACUUAUGGUGUCUGGAACACGCUGGGUUUGCAACCAAUGCAAGAACUUCCAGCUUUGUGAUAAGUGUCAUGCUGCAGAGCAAAGACUAGAAGAGAGGGAUAAGCAUCCUAUCAAUAGUAGGGAGAAACACAUUCUCACUCCAGUUGAAAUUAGGGAUGUGCCUUCAGAUACUAAAGAUAAAGAUGAAAUCAUAGAGAGUGAGUUUUUUGACACCAGGCAAGCAUUCCUCAGCCUUUGUCAAGGAAACCAUUAUCAAUAUGAUACUCUAAGGCGUGCUAAGCAUUCCUCAAUGAUGGUGCUGUAUCACCUCCAUAAUCCAGCUGCACCUGCCUUUGUAACCACCUGCAAUAUCUGCCAGCAGGAAAUUGAAACUGGUCAGGGAUGGCGUUGUGAAACUUGCACUGAUUUUGAUGUAUGCAAUGCAUGUUAUCAGAAAGAUGGUGGUGUUGACCAUCCUCAUAAGUUAACAAAUCAUCCAUCCAUUGCUGAUCGUGAUGCUCAAAAUCAAGAAGCUCGGCAGAAACGGGUUCAGCAGCUACGGAAAAUGCUGGAUCUUCUUGUGCAUGCUUCCCAGUGCCGCUCUUCUAAUUGCCCAUACCCAAAUUGCCGUAAAGUAAAAAGCCUUUUCCGUCAUGGUAUCCUAUGCAAAACACGAGCCUCAGGAGGUUGCCAACUGUGUAAGAAAAUGUGGUAUCUCUUGCAAAUUCAUUCCCGAGCUUGUAAAGAAUCGAAUUGCCAUGUGCCCCGGUGCAAGGAUUUGAAAGAACAUAUGAGGAGGCUGCAGCAACAGUCAGAAUCCAGACGUAGAGCAGCAGUUAUGGAGAUGAUGAGACAACGGGCCGCUGAAGUUUCAGGCAAUGCAGGCUAACUUUAUGAUGCAGUAAGAUUUUGUAGGUGAAAAAUUGGAUAGAGGUUGAUGCCUUUGAGACACCGUGAGUAAAUGGACCGUUCCAUCAGGUGAAAGCUUGAAUUGAGGAUUCAGCAAAUUCAGAGUCAGGCUAGUUGCCUGUUGUGGUUUGUUUGAUUUCAAGGGGAGACUGGGAUUUCCAUCUUUUUGUUCUUGGUGACAGGAAUGGAGCAGCCAGUCUGGUAGUUCAUUUCGAAGCUAACCAUUUUCGGCCAACCUGCAAAGGUUAUUGAUCAGUCCUGACCUGACAACGGUGAUUCUUUGAUUAGUCCUACAUUAUAUUGCCAUCCAUCGGGGGAUCGCAUUUGUAUUAUAGAUGCCCUAAUUUGUUGAAAUCUAGGAGGAAAGAAAAUUGCUUCUUUAUUUCAGUCCAUGGUAGGGUGGAAGAAGGGGGUGGACAGCCCCAGCAUUUGUCUAAAGUUGACCCCCUUCUGUAAAUUUUUUUUUAUAUAUGUGAUUAGAAAAUAAGUAGCAAGGUUCUCUUUGUGGUAAUUUGGAGGACUGGCAUUUGGUUGCACAGAUGAAAUAUUUUUUUACAGCCACUUAUAGCGCAUUUUGCUUCUCAAAA
This is a messenger RNA of Elaeis guineensis (African oil palm), 5964 nucleotides long. Its product is annotated as histone acetyltransferase HAC1. Gene Ontology annotation, cellular component: histone acetyltransferase complex; transcription regulator complex. Lineage: Eukaryota; Viridiplantae; Streptophyta; Magnoliopsida; Arecales; Arecaceae. Gene Ontology annotation, molecular function: chromatin DNA binding; zinc ion binding; transcription coactivator activity. The record is from RefSeq and is a predicted model, not a curated record. Gene Ontology annotation, biological process: positive regulation of transcription by RNA polymerase II.